AUGCGCGUGCCCAAGUUCCUCCGCAGCCUCUACGACAUCCUCCACUACGAGGACCAGUCGAUCUUGACGUGGUCCAAGGAUGGUACGUAUUUCCAGAUCUUCGACACCAAGCGCCUCGAGAUCGCCGUGCUGCCCAAGUACUUCAAGCACGGCAAGUUCGCAUCCUUCCAGCGCCAGCUCAACAACUUCGGCUUCCGCAAGUGGACCAAGACGCAGUCCAGCGUGUGUACCUUCAGCCACCACCACCUCGUGCGCUGCCACCCGCAGCAACUGGCCGACUUCAUCAGCCGCCGGCCGCCUGCCAACGGCGUGCGAGCUGCGGCAGUCGGCGCGUCUUCGAACGCUCGGCGCAAGAGGACGUUCACGGAGCUGAUGCGAACGGGCGACAGCGUGAACUCCGCUGCUGCCAAGUUGACCAAGCGCGAGGUCGACAGCCGCAACAGCCCCCAGAGCAGCAAGGCCGCGGACGCAGCAAGCUCUGUUCCAGCCAAGUGUGCGCCGCGAUGGGUGACAGACCCCGUCGGGUUCUUGAAGGCCGGCGAGGAUUACAGCGGGACACCUACCAGCACGUCGUCGGAGCAGACGUUCAAUUUCUCCGUCGACGAGCUGCACGAUAUCAUCCUCCCGGUUGCGCCCGUGUUGGAGCGCCAAGACAACCGGUCCAUGGAGAAACUGCUCGAGCUGCGAAUGCUGAAUGAGUGCUUGGAUUUUGGGCCGACAGGCAGUCUGUACGCUGCCGCGAGUCACAAUGGUGGAGAGCUUUACCCUUCGUCUCCGUACGCGUGGGACAGCGACUCAUUUUUCGCCCCUGUCAGCCGCACACACUGUGAGCAGGAGCGCGCUCCGUGGAGAUCACACUGA
This is a messenger RNA of Phytophthora sojae, 861 nucleotides long. RefSeq lists its product as hypothetical. Bases 1 to 861 code for a protein of 286 amino acids. Gene Ontology annotation, biological process: regulation of DNA-templated transcription. Gene Ontology annotation, molecular function: sequence-specific DNA binding; DNA-binding transcription factor activity. The record is from RefSeq and is a predicted model, not a curated record. The transcript has a single exon. Lineage: Eukaryota; Oomycota; Peronosporomycetes; Peronosporales; Peronosporaceae.